AUGAGCGGAUGCUCAAGUCUGGUGGAGCUUCCCUCUUCUUUUGGAAAUAUGAUACAUCUUUUGGAUUUAUUUCUCAACGGAUGCUCAAGUCUUGUGAAGCUCCCUUUUUCUAUUGGAAAUAUGAUCGAUCUCCGAAGGUUGUCUCUCAACGGGUGCUCAAGUCUUGUGGAGCUCCCUUCUUCUAUUGGGAAUAUGAUUGAUCUUAGGGAGUUAUCUCUCAAAGGAUGCUCAAGUCUUGUGGAUCUCCCCUCUUCUAUUGGAAAUAUGAUUUAUCUCAAGAAAUUGUAUCUCAAUGAUUGCUCAAGUCUAUUGGAGCUCCCUUCUUCUAUUGGGAGUAUGACUUAUCUCGAGGAGUUGUUUCUCGACGGAUGCUCAAGUCUUGUGGCGCUCCCUUCUUCUAUUGGGAAUAUGACUAAUAUCAAGAGAUUAUAUCUCAUCGGAUGCUCAAAUUUUGUGGAGUUCCCUGAUUCUAUCGGAAAUCUUCAGAAUUUGCAAAUGUUGUUUUUGCGAAGUUGCUCAAAGCUGAAGACCCUUCCAAUCAACAUCAACAUGAAAGCUCUUGAUGAAGUUGAUCUCACUGACUGCUCGUCGUUGGAAAGCUUUCCUGAGAUUUCCACAAACAUUAGCGUCCUAAAGCUCAAUGGAACUGCUGUAGCAGAAAUUCCUCAUUCAAUCAGGUCAUUGUCUCGCCUUGAUAGUUUACGUAUGUCAUACUGUGAAAACCUCAGGAAAUCGCAGCAUGCUUUUGACUGCAUCACCGAGCUGCACUUUAGCGACACGACAAUACAAGAAAUUUCUCCAUGGGUUAAGGAAAUGUCUCGUCUACAUACACUUGUGAUCAGGGGAUGCACAAAGCUGGUUUCGCUCCCAGAGCUUCCAGAGUCAUUAGCAAUCCUAGAUGCAGAAAACUGUGAGUCUCUCGAGAGACUAGAUCGUUCUUUUAACAAGACAAUGUUUACGGAAAUCAACUUUCUUAACUGCUUCAAACUGAAUCAAGAAGCAAGAGACCUUAUCAUCAAGACAUCGACAAGAGCAUUUACAGCUUUUCCCGGAGAAAAAGUGCCUACAUAUUUCACUUACCGAGCCAUUGGGAGAUCCCUGAUAAUGAAUUCGAACGGAUUUGAAACACAUUUUUCUACAGAUUCGAGAUUGAAAGUUUGGGUCUUGCUGGUUAAGAAGGUUGACGUCGAGGUUGGUGAUAGGAACACGACGAGUAUAUCUUAUCACAUCAACGACAAAAGGGAUCGACUUUGGAAACAAUUCUCUUUAUCUUCAAAGGGGCAUCUGCUCGUAUUCGAACUUGAAAAAGCUGUGAGUUCCAACGAAUUAGUCUUUGAUUUCUACCUCGGCAAUGGAGGAUGGGAGAUUAAAGAAUGCGGGGUACGUCCUCUAGAAACCCUAGCUCCCUCAUGUUAA
Messenger RNA from Microthlaspi erraticum, 1416 nucleotides. The record is from the annotation of a GenBank genome assembly. Lineage: Eukaryota; Viridiplantae; Streptophyta; Magnoliopsida; Brassicales; Brassicaceae.